AACUGUCUUUAAAAAAGUGUUGUUUCCAGACGGACCCUCGGCCACCUUGUUCAUUUAUUAUGUUGGAAUGAGCGAUUUUAUUUUUUAUAUAAUUUCACAUAUUUAACCCGCAUAAUUAAAAUAGUAUGGCUACGAAACGAAAAGUAGAUAUGGUCGUCCCGGCUGAGGAAAGCGACCAGCUCCUAAUUCGUCCUCUAGGAGCUGGUCAGGAGGUUGGGAGGUCUUGUAUUAUCCUGGAGUUCAAAGGGAGGAAAAUAAUGCUGGACUGUGGCAUUCAUCCAGGUUUAGAGGGAAUGGAUGCUCUUCCCUAUAUAGACCUGAUUGACCCAGCUGAGAUUGACCUCCUCCUCAUCAGCCAUUUUCAUUUGGAUCACUGCGGAGCUCUGCCCUGGUUCCUCCAGAAGACAAGUUUUAAGGGGCGGACCUUCAUGACCCACGCCACCAAGGCUAUCUACCGCUGGCUGCUGUCAGACUACGUCAAAGUCAGUAACAUCUCCGCAGAUGACAUGCUGUACACUGAAACUGACCUGGAGGACAGCAUGGACAAGAUUGAGACCAUCAACUUCCACGAGGUUAAGGAGGUGGCUGGAAUCAAGUUUUGGUGCUAUCAUGCUGGUCAUGUGCUGGGAGCAGCCAUGUUUAUGAUCGAAAUAGCUGGAGUUAAGCUGCUGUACACAGGAGACUUCUCCAGGCAGGAAGACAGACAUCUGAUGGCAGCUGAGAUCCCGAGUGUCAAACCUGACAUCUUAAUUAUAGAGUCGACCUACGGCACUCACAUCCAUGAAAAGAGGGAGGAGCGUGAGGCCCGCUUCUGUAACACGGUCCAUGACAUCGUGAACAGGGAGGGUCGCUGUUUGAUUCCCGUGUUCGCCUUGGGACGGGCCCAGGAACUGUUGCUUAUCUUGGAUGAAUACUGGCAGAAUCACCCAGAACUCCAUGAUAUUCCCAUCUAUUACGCCUCAUCUCUGGCCAAGAAGUGCAUGGCUGUCUAUCAGACCUACGUCAAUGCAAUGAACGACAAGAUCCGCAAAGCCAUCAACAUCAAUAAUCCUUUCGUGUUCAAGCACAUCAGCAACCUGAAGAGCAUGGACCACUUCGAUGACAUCGGCCCCAGCGUAGUGAUGGCUUCUCCGGGUAUGAUGCAGAGCGGGCUCUCCAGGGAGCUGUUCGAGAGCUGGUGCACCGAUAAGAGGAACGGAGUCAUCAUUGCUGGGUACUGUGUGGAGGGCACACUGGCUAAGCACAUCAUGUCUGAGCCAGAGGAGAUCACUACAAUGUCGGGACAGAAGCUGCCGCUGAAGAUGUCUGUGGACUACAUCUCCUUCUCUGCCCACACCGACUACCAGCAGACCAGCGAGUUCAUCAGGGCCCUCAAACCGCCACACGUGAUCCUGGUUCAUGGGGAGCAGAAUGAGAUGGCCCGUCUGAAGGCAGCGCUGAUCAGGGAGUACGAGGAUAACGACCAGGUUCACAUCGAAGUGCACAACCCUCGCAACACAGAGGCCGUCACUCUGAACUUCAGAGGAGAGAAGCUGGCAAAGGUGAUGGGUUCUCUGGCUGAUAAGAAAUGUGCUCAGGGUCAGAGGGUGUCGGGCAUACUCGUGAAGAAGAACUUCAAUUACCACAUCCUGAAUCCAUCUGACCUCUCAACAUACACAGAGCUGGCCAUGAGCACAGUGAAACAAACCCAGGCCAUCCCCUUCACCGGGCCCUACUCCCUGCUCGUCUGCCAUCUGAGGAACCUCACAGGGGACGUGGAAGAGCUGGACGGAACCGAGAAGAACACUUUAAAGAUCUUUAAAAACAUCACCUUGAUCCAUGAGGUUGGCAUGGUGGUGCUGGAGUGGGUAGCCAACCCUCUCAAUGACAUGUAUGCUGAUGCUGUCACCACUGUGGUGCUGGAAGUGCAGUCCAACCCAAAAGCUCAGAACGUCAUGGAGACGCAGAGUGUCAUUUUGGACAUGGAUGUCUUCCAGACCCGGUUAGAGGUUAUGCUGCAGGACAUGUUCGGAGAGGAGUGUGUGGAUUUCAGUGAUGGGAAAAUCAUUUCUGUGACGGUGGACGGACAGGUGAUCCACAUCAGCUUGGAGACACGGUCUGUUUACUCUGAGGACGAUGCCACAGAGGACGAGUCCCUGAGAGAGAUGGUGGAGCUGGCAGUGCAGCGGCUCUAUGACGCCCUGAACCCGGUGGUCUGACGGUGCCGAUGGGCCUCCUGCUGUGCUGAUCAGUUUCCAUCCAGAAAACUAAAACCAGAACUACUUUAGAAGAGAAGAAUAAGCUAAAUAGUUUUAAUCUUUUAGUCUGUUGAUGUAAAAGCACUUUAAGUUAACUGUAUUUGUCUGUAGAUUCUGGAGUUUUUAUCUCUCCCCUACAAAUAAACAGCAAUUUGACUGAAUAUUAAACCGCACUAAA
Girardinichthys multiradiatus is the source of this 2415-nucleotide messenger RNA. Its product is annotated as cleavage and polyadenylation specificity factor subunit 3. Lineage: Eukaryota; Metazoa; Chordata; Actinopteri; Cyprinodontiformes; Goodeidae. The record is from RefSeq and is a predicted model, not a curated record. Gene Ontology annotation, molecular function: 5'-3' exonuclease activity; RNA endonuclease activity; RNA binding. Gene Ontology annotation, biological process: mRNA 3'-end processing by stem-loop binding and cleavage. The transcript has 18 exons. Gene Ontology annotation, cellular component: mRNA cleavage and polyadenylation specificity factor complex. The coding region runs from base 126 to 2198 and encodes 690 amino acids.